AUGAUCCUUACUACUCUCGCAGCACUUGGCGAACUGGCAUCCACAUUUCCCGUUCCUGGCGCAUUUGCCGAAUACAGUGGCCGAUUCCUGGAUCCUGCCUGGGGCUUCACUAUCGGAUACAACUAUCUUAUGCAAUGGCUUGCGACAUUACCACUCGAGUUCACAGCUGCUGCGAUCGUUAUCCGAUUUUGGGACGAAGACGGCUCUGUGCCCCGAGGCGUUUGGAUUGCCAUCUUUUUUCUUGCAGUCAGCGCGAUUCAUAUUAUCGGGUUGCGCGGGUAUGCCGAAGUUGAAUUCUCAGCUACAACUAUGAAGAUGAUCACGAUCAUUGGUUUCAUCAUCUGUGCCAUCGUGAUUGAUUGUGGUGGUACCCCCAGCGGCCAAUACUUGGGAGCAAGAGGAUGGCACGAUGGACCUGCAUUCCUUAACAAAUUCAAGGGUUUUUGCAGUGUGUUGACCACCGCUGCAUUUGCAUUCACCGGCACUGAGCUGGUCGGUUUGGCUGCUGCGGAAACUCCUGCGCCGCAUAAGCAUAUCCCUCGGGCAUGCAAACUCGUCAUCUGGCGGGUCAUCGUUUUCUACUUCCUCUCUCUUUUUAUGAUCACAUUGAUUAUCUUACCUUCAGAUCCUCGUUUACAUGGAACAAGCAACUAUGACCCUAACACGUCGCCGUUUGUGCUUGUGAUUGAGAUCGGUGCGAUUAAGGUUCUGCCGCACAUAGUUAAUGCUGUGAUUAUGCUGUCUGCGGUGUCGGUUUCAAACUCUUCUGUGUUUGCUGGCAGCCGCACUCUGCAUGCACUUGCUGUGCAAGGACAUGCUCCCAAGUUUCUGCGCUAUGUUGAUCGCACUGGCCGCCCUUUGCACGCCGUGAUUGUAUCGCUACUCUUUGGGUUACUUGGUUUCCUGAUCUACUCUUCUGACGACAAUGGUGGCGAAGUUUUUAGCUGGCUCCUCGGUAUUUCGGGUCUAUCGGUGAUCUUCACUUGGGGAUCUAUUUGUGCUGCUCAUAUUCGAUUCCGUGCUGCGUGGGCGAAACAAGGAUACUCUGUAUCUCAGCUCCAAUGGCGAUCACCGUUUGGCGUAUACGGCUCAUGGGGAGGUCUGGUGUUCAAUAUUCUGCUCGUGUGUGCGCAAUUCUACCUCUCUGUAUUCCCAAUUAACGAAGCCGAGAAGACGGGCGGUGACCGUGUGUACAGCUUCUUUUUGGGCUUUAUUUCUGCUAUUCUCAUCUUGGUUUUCUACAUUGCGUGCAAGGUAAUCAAGCGCACAAAAAUUGUGUCUUUGGAAGACAUUGACCUUCUUAAAGGCAGAAGUACUCUGCGUUGCAUGGAGCAGCAGGAAAUGGAAGAAGCGGACACAGCAGAGAUGCCUCUAUGGAAAAAGAUUUUGAACAUCUUUUUCUGA
Malassezia vespertilionis is the source of this 1404-nucleotide messenger RNA. RefSeq lists its product as uncharacterized. The record is from RefSeq and is a predicted model, not a curated record. NCBI's taxonomy places the organism in Eukaryota, Fungi, Basidiomycota, Malasseziomycetes, Malasseziales, Malasseziaceae. Gene Ontology annotation, cellular component: membrane. Gene Ontology annotation, molecular function: amino acid transmembrane transporter activity. Bases 1 to 1404 code for a protein of 467 amino acids. Gene Ontology annotation, biological process: amino acid transmembrane transport. The transcript is spliced from 2 exons.